This is a messenger RNA of Phyllopteryx taeniolatus (common seadragon), 3885 nucleotides long. RefSeq names its product interleukin-17 receptor A-like. NCBI's taxonomy places the organism in Eukaryota, Metazoa, Chordata, Actinopteri, Syngnathiformes, Syngnathidae. The record is from RefSeq and is a predicted model, not a curated record. The transcript has 12 exons. Bases 291 to 2540 code for a protein of 749 amino acids. Gene Ontology annotation, molecular function: interleukin-17 receptor activity.
UCACGUCAAAAAGACCAACGAAGAAGAAAAGGCGGAAGUUGUCACUAUUGCUAAACAGAGGAGGUUAUAAUGAGUCUAAAGUCGGCGUUAUUUCCCUUAUUCUCAAUUUACUAGAUACACCGUUUAUGGCGUUUAACAGAUAAAAACUAGGGCGUCUUUGUGUUGCGAUAAUCUUGUCUUCGUCGACUUGGUCAAGCUUCUCAACUUAGCUUUAGCUUGCGAGCUGCCAACAAGCAGACGGCGGAAGUGGUCUGGUUUCGAUAAAUCACGACAGCAGCGCGCUCGACAAGAUGUGUAAAGUCCGAAUGCUGAGGGCUUUGGUGGCGAGGCGACUAACCGAGGCCGCCGACGAGAUAUUCGGCCUCUUUGAGAGGACGAUAACUGAGUACGAGGAGGAACUGUGUCGCUCCAAAGAGGAGAACGAGCGACAGCGACAGCUACUGGACGCGUUUCUCAAGCCUAGUGUACAAGUAGACGUACAAGACAUACCACAGCCGACCGACAUGAAAGAAGAGGUGAUCCCCGACAGGCACGAGUGGAGCGCCAGUGCAAAAGAGCAAGAAACACUGGAAUCCCGCCACAUUAAAGUGGAAGAACUCUGGACCAAUCCGGAGGCAGAAACUGGGAACAGGCCAGGUGAUGAAGUCAGGUCCUCACCCCUUCAUCACAGAAAAAGUCAGGAAAACGUUGAGCCAGACCUUAGAACCAGCAGCUUGUCAGCAGAAACUGCUGAAGACAACCGCGAAGCACCGCAACUGUACAGCCGCUUCAAUGUAUCUGCUGACCACAUGACGUCGGACUCAUCCGACGAGGCUCUUAACGGUAACACAGAAUCCCAGGGUCACGGCAAAAAGUUUCAGUGCGGCGACUGUGGCAAGACGUACACGUCCAGAGCAAGCUUGAAAAGGCACAUGAUGAGUCACACCGGAGAGAGACCUCACAGUUGCUCGGGUCUUGAUAGCUGCACAAUUAAGUAUAACUGCACAGACAAGCCCAAGGUUCUGCCCCGGCAAAGUGCACCCACCUCUCCUGAGUGGGGUCCAGACUAUGUGGGAAUUGGUCAGGACAACCAUGUGCCUGUUCCCAUUAUAAAUGUAACGUGGAAGCUAAGGUCAGAUGCAAGUGUAUUAACACUCCGGGGGUCACAGUUGCAUAUUGUCGAUAAGCAUAUGAAUCCAAGUCUGUGUGUGCAGUUCGUUUACAGUAUCAACCAGCAGCUUAAUCCCAAUUUUACCAUGUGGACAUUUUCAUUGACUGGGGUGGUGGUGGAGGCUGGCCAUGUGUAUACACUUUCAGCUUUUAAUUUGCCACAACCCGACUUUGGAGAUUACACCAUCACAAAGCAAGUUACUAUCCCAGGAUGUGAUGACGAGAGAAUCCGAAACUCCCAGAUGUGUUUGGAAAAUGGUAGCCUUUGGGACCCUCAAGUCAAGACUGCUGUUUCAGUGGAGAAACAUCAAAUGUUGUCUAUUGUUGUGGGCUUUAAAGCAGACAACCAUUCCAACUUAUAUCACGUCUCCAUUCAGAGUGAUGGCAUCCAUUUCUCAAAGAAUGUUUCCAAGGAGUACAGAACAUUUCUGAAUGUCACCUUUGCCUUGGAUGUGUCACAGCUCUUAAAAUGUGAAUUGUCGAUAAUGAUCAAGCCAUUUUUCACAAGGUGCAUAAAUGACGGCUGUCGUCCAAAGCAAACGAAUAUCAAUUAUUGUUUGUAUCUUACACCACGGACAGCAGUGAUUAAGGGCGCUGUGGGAUUGCUCUUUGUUGGUGUUUGGUUUGCCUCUCUGCUGUGGCGUGCAUCUCGUAAAGAUCAGGUCAGUGUGUUGACAUCUGCCACUGACCAGCAGCUGCAAUGUUUCCAGGUGCAAGAAAGAAAAAAAGUCCUCAUACUCUACUCUCUUGACCACCCUUUAUACAAAAACAUCAUCCUCAAGCUUUGUGCCUUCCUGACGGCCAAAUGUGGCACUGAGGUAAUCCUGGAUCUGCUGGAUUUCACCCGACUGGGAAUACUGGGCCGUAUCCAAUGGCUAGACUGGCAGAGAGAGCGAAUGGAAGGCUCCUCAGAUAAGAUCCUCCUCCUGUGCUCACAAGGAGUGCAAGCCAAAUGGAGAGCCAUGUGUGGAGAGAAGCCGGUUCUCCUGAGGGAAGACUUGUGCUCGCCUGUGGGCGACAUGCUCACUCCAGCUCUCAGCCUCAUUGUUCCUCAUCUGGUGCACCGCGCUUCCUUCGAGAAGUACAUGGUGGCUUACUUUGAAGAGAUUUGCUCCCCGGAGGACAUCCCCUCGCCGUUCAACGUCACAGUUCGAUACAAGCUCAUGAAGCAGUUCGAGGAACUCUUCUUCCGAAUCCUGGACACCGAAAAGCACGGGCCGGGUAGGGUUUGUCACAUUGAAGGACUUGCAGAGGGUGAGUAUCACCACUGCCCCUCAGGUCGAGCCUUGCAGGAGGCCUUAGAGGCUUUCCGGGCGUACCAGCUGAAGCACCCGCAGUGGUUUGAAGAGGAACUAGUAGAGGACUUGGAAGUUGAGGAGCGAGUCCUAUAAUGCUGGGGUAUUAUUUUUAAAAGUGCAUACCUAUGAGGGUUGACAGACAGUAAAACAAACAUACUAAACCAAUACCUCCUCCCUAUCUUAACUCAUUGACCGCCAGCUGUUUUCAAAUCAGAGUUCUCCAUAUUGCCCGACAUUUUAGAGCGUUUUCACUGAUCUUUCAAGACCCACAGAAUAUUGUGUCCUGAGACAAUAUUAGCACCGAACCUUCCAAAAGAAAAAGUAGAGUCUUCUUUUACCUGAAAAAAGUAUGUUUCUACCUUUUUCCCCUUUCUUUAGUAAUCAGCGGCAGAACAUAGGUUGGUUUCACCAAAAACACCACUUUCUCACGAAAAAGCGAAGAAAAUGAAUUAAAUUGUCAAGCAGAAGAGUGACUGACUUUUUUUCAUUUGUUUUAUUUUUUUGCUUUUGUGACUCCUCAAGCUAUACUGACUCACUGCAUGGUUCGAGUUGAACAAUAGUGACUUUUUUACAUGGCCUUCAUCAUUCACUGAAUGAACUGUAUUAUCUUAUCUCACGAUCGUGACAAAUACUUUCUACUACCUACCUACACACAUACUCUGUUGAUACCAUACAUACAUAAGCUCUCUUGAGUGUGAGGUGCCUAAACUUGUCCAACUUCUAAUGUGUUUGUGUUGGCAUUUCUGUCCCACAUAAUCGACGUGACAAUUGAAGAUUCACUGUCUAUUCUUUAUCUUCUAUUCAAAAGUUGUUUUGAGCUCAAAUCCAAAGCGAUGCAAUGCCGCCAUCUACGAGGAUCUGUGAGUGAUUACAGUGGUUUACAAACCUGAACUUCACAGACAAGCGUGGUGAAACCCUCUUCCAUGCCUACUCGUUGAAAAAUAUACUUAAGGUGGAUUUACGGCGGUGGCAGUAACUGUCUAGACUACAUUUAACAAAUAUAAACAUCCACUGCAGUGAAUGAGGAAAUAUCAUGUCAAUGCACCAAUCUUGGAAAAAUACGACUUUAUUGACAUAAAAUGACAACUUUUUUUCAUCCCAACAAAAUGCGUCUUUGUUCAUGUGAUUACAACUUUCUUUCUUGAACAAAUACGACUUUAUUCUUAUAACUUGACAACUUUUUUUCCCUCCAAAAUCUUUGUCAUAACAUUAUGCAUAUUUUUCCCCAAAAUAGGUAACUUUAUAAUUCAUAUGGACUUUAGAGGUACACAUGGGAGUUAUGUUUAAUUAGCGUUUUGAGUGGUCCCUUCGAUAAAAAAUCCCCCGUGUAUGGAGUCCCUGGACCAACAAAGUUUGAGAAUCCCUGGUAUAAGGAUCCAUCCAUCCAUCCAUUUUCUGAGCCGCUUAUCCUCACUAGGGUCGCGGGAGUGCUGGAGCC